Triticum dicoccoides is the source of this 1114-nucleotide messenger RNA. RefSeq names its product probable plastid-lipid-associated protein 10, chloroplastic. Lineage: Eukaryota; Viridiplantae; Streptophyta; Magnoliopsida; Poales; Poaceae. Bases 72 to 887 code for a protein of 271 amino acids. The transcript has 8 exons. The record is from RefSeq and is a predicted model, not a curated record.
AUGCGUGGCAGUGGAACUGGCCAGGACCUCGGCGCUUCCGCCCACUCCAGCCACACAGAACGCGCACAAAAAUGGCGCUCGCCGCCGCUCCCUCCAGCCGGUUCCCCACCGCUCCUUUCCGACCAUCGCCGUCUUCGCCUCUCCAGAGACACGCGCACUUCCGCCCUCAGAACCCACGUCGCAGCCCUCCUCCACUCCUCGCCGCCGCGGCCGCCGCCCCGCUCACCGCAGCGGACACGGAGGGGCGGAAGCACGAGCUGCUGCGGGCGGUGCAGGAGACAGGACGCGGCUCGGGCGCCAGCCCCGACCAGCGCGCGGCCAUCGAGGAGGCCAUCGUGUGCGUGGAGGAGCUCGGCGCCGGGGAGGGGGUGCCGCUGGACCUCACGGCGCUCGACGGCACCUGGAGGCUGUGCUACACGUCUGCAUCGGACGUGCUUAUGCUCUUCGAGGCGGCCGAGAGGCUCCCUCUCCUGCAGGUAGGGCAAAUAUACCAGAAAUUUGAGUGCAAGGGUCGGUCGGAUGGUGGAAUUGUGCGGAAUGUCGUGCGUUGGAGCAUCGAGAACUUGCUGGAGGAGCAAGAGGGUGCAACACUGAUGGUCUCUGCAAAAUUUGAUGUUCUGUCUAAGCGCAACAUAUUUCUUCAGUUCGAGGAGGUAGCUGUAGAGAAUAUCAAGAUUAGUGAGCAGCUACAAGCACUGAUAGCUCCUGCUAUACUUCCUCGGUCUUUUUUGAGUCUUCAGAUAUUGCAGUUCCUUAAAACUUUCCGAGCUCAAGUUCCUAUCAGCGGCCCCGAAAGAUGCAUGUGCUUUCAUCGAAUCUACCAGCUCUAUCUGGAAAAGGAAGCAAGUGGAGUAUGCAACUCAGUUGAGACGCAUCGGACCUUAUGAGAGUCGUACCUGAAAAUGUCGUAUGCAAAGCAAUUUCGCUUUUGUUUCUAGUAUUAUCAUUGUUAGUGUAUUUGUGGAUUGCCUAGCCCUUUCCAUCAGUUCCGACUUUUGGUUGCGUUGGCUAGUGCAUGAAGCUUGACAAUCAUAUCUGCAUUGUUUUCAAUGUGUGGCGACAUGUGAUUGUUUAUGCCUAUUACUGUAAUCUUAGCCUAACAAAUUUACUAAUC